This is a messenger RNA of Asterias rubens (European starfish), 5184 nucleotides long. RefSeq lists its product as uncharacterized. Gene Ontology annotation, cellular component: endoplasmic reticulum. Gene Ontology annotation, molecular function: protein disulfide isomerase activity. The record is from RefSeq and is a predicted model, not a curated record. Bases 145 to 3036 code for a protein of 963 amino acids. Lineage: Eukaryota; Metazoa; Echinodermata; Asteroidea; Forcipulatida; Asteriidae. Gene Ontology annotation, biological process: protein folding. The transcript is spliced from 19 exons.
ACGGCGAGUUGACGGCGCAAGUGAGUUGACGGCGAGUUGACGGCAAGUAGUAGGACCCGUGUUGAGAUGAGAGGGUUAGGAGAGCAGCGGCGGGAAGCGGAACAAAUAACAUCUACUAGUAUCUUUUGCCUUUCGUUCACUUGAAUGCUGAGGAUGAAGCAUUUGUCCAGCUUGUGUUUUAUUCUCCUUCUCCUCUCAAUCCAAGUAAGUGAUGGAGAGACUGUUAAUAAUACUCAAGAUGGUGAGGGAAACCAGGCUGAGACUUCACACCAAGCGGUCUUACCUAUCUUCAAUGAAGCCAUCUUAAGUUAUUAUGUAAGGCAGUCCAUUCAUCACCCAGCUUGUGUGCUCUUCAAAGAACCAGGAUCUACCUCACAGCUAGAAACACAAAUACAGGGACUUUGGAAAAGAGCAAACACCCAAAGAAAUGACCAAUUUUUGUAUAGAUCAUGGAGACUUGGUUCAUUCCUCAAUCAAUCAAGGACUACUAGGGGAGUCAAGGUUCCAGACACUCUUCCCUGUUUGCAAUGCUUCAUUGGAACUGCCGUUCCUGCAACUUAUAACGGACCAGGCAAAGCAAGGGAUCUUCAUCAGUGGUUUGCAAAACAGGUGGCCAAACUGAAGACCAAAGUGCCAGAAUAUAGCGAAGCAGCAUUUGAGAACCUGCAGGAAGAGUUAGUUCUUAUUGUCCUUGUGGAUACCAAGAGUCACUUUGAUGUGGAAUUACAGGUCAUUCAGAUAAAAAGACUUUACUCUGGUAGAGUUGGUGUGUUGAUGGUUCACCCGGGCUCUAAGGAUAUUGCCAAGUUGAUGAAAGACUACAAAGUUGCUAAACUUCCAUUUUUUGUCAUCAUAGAGGGAAAAGAAAAGAAUGAUCAGACCAAAUUCCAUAAAUUUGAAGGGACCGAAUCCGUCAUUGAAGACUUGAAAAUGUUCCUUAGUGUCAGAAUGUCCUCGAUAUCAAUCCUAACCAUGGACAAUUUUGAAAGCGACAUCAUCAGGCCAAAAGUCAAGAGGUCGCCGACCUUAGUGUGCUUCCAUGCUCCUUGGGGUCGCGACACAAGUUCAUAUCUGGAUGCCUUUAAAAGGUCAGCUGCUGAGUUUCUCCUGGAAGAUGGUUCAGGAUUAGGUUUUGGUUUAGUUGAUAUCCAUCGUCAUGCUGAAGUGGUGACACGAUGGGUUGAUGCUACAUAUGCAAAGAGUGUUCCAUUUUCUGUGCUGUUCUGGUGGAAGGAAGUUAAUGUCAAAGGUUUAGUUUUACAACAGAAAGUGUUUCCAAACAUCACCCCAACGCCCUGGGCUGUAGCGUCUGUCUUGGAGCAAAGCGAUGUUGCAAUUUACAAUGGUGAUGGGGAGGAGCUUCAGUACUCGCCAUGGGCUGGAAAAGAUGAUCAUGAUCAGAUUUCCUAUGGCUUUACUUCUUACACUCCACAGUCGUGUACUACAAGCGCCAAUAUGUCUCUAGGACUAUCAGAUAUAGACACAGAUGUAGACAUCUGUAGUCCAAGUAAUUUGCCUAAGAGUAAAAGCACCAACGUCAAGUCAAGAAAACCUCUAAAGGGAAACACCUCUUGGAUUAAAAAGAGCUCCAGUGCAGCCUCUGCAAAGCCCAAUAUCGCAGGUGUUGAUAAAGUAACUGACUCAAAAUGGUCAAGCAUCAUCGAGCGUUCUGAUGUAGAACAAACUCCUCUGCGUCUCAAUGCUCCCUGGAGACAAGAUGUCGCUUCCACAACGUUGGUGGUUUUCAUCCAGAACGAUUGUAGCAACUGUCUUCGGAAGAUGGCCAUGUUUGGCAUACUGGCAAAGUCUGUCAAGAUGAUUGAUGGCGGAUCAAUGUACAUCAUGAACUGUACGUCGGACCCCACAAUCUGUUCUCAACUACACGUUAUUGGCUUCCCCACCUUGAUAGCCUUCAGAGGGUAUGGUGAGAUAGGGAGUGAGCACUGCGUGACACCAGGCCAGGCUACUCAGCUGAUACGUAUGGACUAUCAUGGAGUUCUAGAGGAGAAGUUGAUAAUGGAGUGGUUCUCAGAAAUCUCAGUACCAGCUGUGACUCGGUUACCAAACAGACAAACGUUCAGACAAUCCGAAUACCAGAAAGAUGACGUAGUUCUUCUGGCCACCAUGUAUCCUCUGUCUCUAGCUGGUAAAUACCUACCUACCCUGUCUAGCACCAGUCACUGGUACCCGUUAGAGUGUUACCAGGUAGCCUGUGAGCGUCUGUAUGGACGAGCGAACUGUCUGGCCGUCCUUACUGAGAAUCUGGAACGUAGAGAUGUUGAGAAAAGUAGACAGCAAUUGCAAAUGGUGGUUACCCAGAUUGAAAUGUUUCGUAAAGAUGGGAUCCAGUCUGUAGUCUUUAGCCUGGGUAGAAAUCUAAUGGCCACAUUACAAGACGAGUCCCACUCACAGAUACACGCUUUCCACUCACCACAUAGGUAUAAUUUGAAAGAGGGUCAACAUUGUGAGGAUGAUGUUGCUAGUUGCACUGAUCUCAUUGUGGAGUUUGUACAAGACCAUGGUAGACUCCCAGUAACACAUCUCACAUUGACUGGGUUCCAUACCCAUAGUGGAGCUAAGUUUGGUGAGCACCACGAGAACUCAAUCUUUGAGCAUGAUCUACCUGUGCUGAUAGCUUUAGCGAACAAAGGACAUUUGAUGGAUGGAGCACAGUUCAUUGAAGCCCUGACAUCAGCUGCCUACGAGUUAUACAAUAAGAUGGUGUUUGUGUCCAUCAACACGGAUGAGUUCCCCAAGUGGGCGUCUCGUUUUGUGCCUCUCGGUUACCGCCAAAAAGUUCUUGAUCACAGCGAUCAGAUAACUCAAGAUUUCCUUCCUUCCCUUAACGUCUACCCUCGGCUGUGUAUCGUAAGACAAGAUGACCAUCGGCACGCUGCCAUGUUCCCCUCAGGAGAACACUUCACUCUAGCUCCAGCUCACUCACCGAGGGUCGUCACCAAAACGGAGAUCCUCACCUUUGCCGGGGACUUCUUGAGGCAUGGUGACUCAAUGAUGUUGCAGACAGAGCAGUUCUAGAACAAACUGCUCAGAGGUUGAAGUAAAGGUUUGGUAGUCACUCUUAAAAUUAAUUGCAAAAAGAACUCUUGGUUAGAAGCCUACAGCAGUUUUCGAUAUUAUAAAACAUUUUGAGAAAUAUUUACUUUGAAAUAGUAUAUUAAUGAACAAGUUUUUAUGCCCCAAAAUUUCAAUCUGAGAAGCAUAACCACAGUAACACUUCCCAAAGUGUGUAUUCCUAUCAGGGAUUAAUCUUCCAAUACGAACUCUUGGUUAGAAGCAUAGAGCAGCUUUCGAUAGUAUAAGCAUUUUGAGAAAUAUCCACUUUGAAAUAGUAUAGUAAUAAAGAAGUUUUUAUGCCCCAAAAAUUCAACCUGAGAGUAAAGCUUCUCAGAUUGUGUAUUCCUAAUAGGGAUUAAUCUUCCUGCGAGGACAUAUUCGCUCUGAUAGUUAUUUGGUGACACCAUGGGCAGCCAGGGUAGUUAUACACAUUCGAACACAAAAGAGUGAAUUAGGGUUUCAGGUUGAGUAAUGGUCCCCAGUUGGAAAGUCAGUACAAAACCAAUGGGAGCUGUAGCUAAAAAGUCCCCGGUUGGACGAAGGUCCCCAGUUGGAAAAGUUUACAAAACCAAAGGGAGCUGUUGCCAAAAGGAGUGUACACAGAAAAGGGGGACUAUAAGAGGGCCUGAGUGCAGAAGUGUGUGUACUUGUAGUGUCAUUCAAACUGAGGACUGAUAACAGAAGUGUGUGUACUUGUAGUGUCAUUCAAACUGAGGACUGAUAACAGAAGUGUGUGUACUUGUAGUGUCAUUCAAACUGAGGACUGAUAACAGAAGUGUGUGUACUUGUAGUGUCAUUCAAACUGAGGACUGAUAACAGAAGUGUGUGUACUUGUAGUGUCAUUCAAACUGAGGACUGAUAACAAAAGGGACAAAAGGUUCAAGAUUGCUAUCACAAAGGAAAACCAUGGUGUCCCUAUUUGUCAAGACAAAGAGUUAAGCAAAGGGGUCCACGAUUGGAGGCCAUAACACUUGGAUGGGCUUUCUGAAGGGUCCUUGCAGACAACCUCGUUCCCAGGGGUGAUCGAUCUCGCCGCCCCAUUUUUUCCCAGCAUGCCUUGCUCGAUCAUUACCCCUAGAAAGUGUUCAUUCAAUGAAUGCCUAUAAUCAAUCCUUUCUUCGCGUGCACGCAUGUCUUUCCUCUUAAAGAAUGUUUUGGUUUUUCCUUUUAAAAAUUCUGUUCGUGCCAUAUAAAGCGUGGGCGUGAUCAAUAUGAAAAUAUCCUAAAACUACACGCGUGCACACUUUACAUCUAAUGCAUAACCAAUUUCAUGAGCCAAUCAGCAUUGUUUCUCAGUACAUUACUCUCAGGGGUUUGUGACGAGUGGUAUCGAUAUGGCACGCUGCUCAUGGUAGCGAGGCUGCCUUGCAGAGUCUUUGAAAAAAUAGAACAAUAGAACCACAAGGAAAUUCUUUGUUUAAUCUGGACCCCACAAGAAAACUCUUUAGAAAAGGGUAUAAUAGAACCAUUAUAGCAGGAACUCUACGAACCAGACCCAUAAUGUGGUGUAUGUAUUAUAACCUUUGAGUGGUAUUUGUAUUUUAUUGAAAUAACUACUGUAUGCUUAAUUAGCUGAGAUUCUUUUUUUUGUUACAUUCAAACACGCUAACAGUUGUCUAUGCAAAAUGAACUGAAGCAUAUCUGGUUUUCAUUAUAAGGUAUGUCUGUGCAUGUGAUCAAAAUCACUUAAGGUUCAUUCUUAACAUUCCGUCCAGAAAGUCUCAUCAUAUUAAUACUCUAAAAUAUAUAUUUUGUAAAGUUAAAAUAUUUGUAAUUUAUAAAAUGGAUUUUUCUAUGUGAAAUGUACAUGAUCAUCGGAUGAGUAAUAUUAAUAGAUUUUUAUUUUAUAUGAUAUGAUUACCCUGAAUGUAAGUAUGUUUCUUUUCUUUUACUUGGAAUUUAGUUAUUUUAGGCAAAACGUUUCCAGGGAAAACUAAGGCCGGAAAUCCACAAGUCAGUCAUGGGUAAAAACAACAGAGAACGCCAAGCAGCAUUGAAUUGUGUACUGUGUGCUAUUCAUUAAAAAGUAAAUGUACUGAUAUUUUCAUUUUAAAGGAACACGUUGCCUUGGAUCAGUCGAGUUGGUCUUUGAAAAGUGUUCGUAACCGU